Molecule: messenger RNA, 1691 nt
Organism: Lipotes vexillifer (Yangtze River dolphin)
Lineage: Eukaryota; Metazoa; Chordata; Mammalia; Artiodactyla; Lipotidae
Gene: ANKH
Product: ANKH inorganic pyrophosphate transport regulator
Exons: 12
Coding region: 90-1568 (492 amino acids)
Biological process (GO): phosphate ion transmembrane transport
Cellular component (GO): plasma membrane
Molecular function (GO): phosphate transmembrane transporter activity
Source: RefSeq, a predicted model, not a curated record
CGCGCCCGCCCGGCCUGCUCGGCCCGCGCCUCCCGGCAGAGUCUCCUCCCGGCGGCAGAUGUGUGUGGGGUCCGCCCACGGCGGGGACUAUGGUGAAAUUUCCGGCGCUCACGCACUACUGGCCCCUGAUCCGGUUCCUGGUGCCCCUGGGCAUCACCAACAUAGCCAUCGACUUCGGGGAGCAGGCCUUGAACCGGGGCAUUGCUGCUGUCAAGGAAGAUGCAGUGGAGAUGCUGGCCAGCUACGGGCUGGCCUACUCCUUAAUGAAGUUCUUCACGGGGCCCAUGAGUGACUUCAAGAAUGUGGGCCUGGUGUUUGUGAACAGCAAGCGGGACAGGACCAAAGCUGUCCUGUGCAUGGUGGUGGCUGGUGCCAUAGCCGCUGUCUUCCACACGCUCAUAGCAUAUAGUGACUUAGGCUACUACAUCAUCAAUAAAUUGCACCAUGUGGAUGAGUCCGUGGGGAACAAAACGAGAAGGGCCUUCCUGUAUCUUGCUGCCUUCCCUUUUAUGGAUGCAAUGGCAUGGACCCAUGCUGGCAUUCUCUUAAAACACAAAUACAGUUUCCUGGUCGGAUGUGCCUCAAUCUCAGACGUCAUAGCUCAGGUCGUUUUUGUCGCCAUUUUGCUUCACAGUCAUCUGGAAUGCAGAGAGCCUCUACUCAUCCCCAUCCUAUCCUUGUACAUGGGUGCCCUUGUGCGCUGCACCACCCUGUGCCUGGGCUACUACAAGAACAUCCACGACAUCAUCCCGGACAGGAGUGGACCGGAGCUGGGGGGAGAUGCAACAAUAAGAAAGAUGCUGAGCUUCUGGUGGCCUUUGGCUCUCAUCUUGGCUACACAGAGAAUCAGUAGGCCAAUUGUCAACCUCUUUGUUUCCCGGGACCUUGGUGGCAGUUCUGCAGCUACGGAGGCCGUGGCAAUUUUGACAGCCACAUACCCCGUGGGUCACAUGCCAUAUGGCUGGUUGACAGAAAUCCGUGCUGUCUACCCUGCUUUUGACAAGAAUAACCCCAGCAAUAAGCUGGUGAGCACAAGCAACGCAGUCACUGCAGCACACAUCAAGAAAUUCACGUUCGUCUGCAUGGCCUUGUCGCUGACGCUCUGUUUUGUGAUGUUCUGGACCCCCAACGUUUCCGAGAAAAUUUUGAUAGACAUCAUUGGCGUGGACUUUGCCUUCGCAGAACUCUGCGUUGUUCCCUUGAGAAUCUUCUCCUUCUUCCCGGUUCCAGUCACCGUGAGGGCGCAUCUCACCGGGUGGCUGAUGACCCUGAAGAAGACCUUCGUCCUGGCCCCCAGCUCUGUGCUGCGGAUCAUCGUGCUCAUCACCAGCCUCGUGGUCCUGCCCUACCUGGGGGUACACGGAGCCACCCUGGGCGUGGGCUCCCUCCUCGCGGGGUUUGUGGGAGAAUCCACCAUGGUCGCCAUAGCAGCAUGCUACGUCUAUCGGAAACAGAAAAAGAAGAUGGAAAACGAGUCGGCCGCCGACGGGGAGGACUCGGCGAUGACAGACGUACCUCCAGCAGAGGAGGGCACGGACGCCGUGGAGAUGCAGGAGGGGCGCGAAUGAGGCGCGGGCGCCCGGGCGCUGCAGGGACGGCCGAGAUGACACUUCAGCGUCAUCCGCUCUCCCGUCGUGUUUUGUUCCGCUUUCGUCUUUGGUUUUCGUUUGGGUAAUGAAAGAGGCCUUGAU